This is a messenger RNA of Puma concolor (puma), 1350 nucleotides long. NCBI's taxonomy places the organism in Eukaryota, Metazoa, Chordata, Mammalia, Carnivora, Felidae. The record is from RefSeq and is a predicted model, not a curated record.
AUGGCGGCGCGGACCCACGCGCCCCAACCACUCCGCAACGGCUGUAUCCAAGACGUCGACCGAGUCGGUGAUCCUCGGCUUCCAGCGCGCGCCGCGCCUUCAGCGUCGCUGCUGCCCAGAUGGAACCAGCAGCAUGAGAACUUGGAGAAGCUGAACAUGCAGGCCAUCCUUGAUGCUACAGCCAGCCAGGGCGAGCCCAUCCAGGAGCUGCUGGUCACCCAUGGGAAGAUCCCGACGCUAGUUGAGGAGCUGAUUGCAGUGGAGAUGUGGAAGCAGAAGGUGUUCCCUGUGCUGUGCAGACUGGAGGACUUCAAGCCCCAGAACACUUUUCCCAUAUACAUGGUGGUGCACCAUGAGGCCUCCAUCAUCAACCUUCUGGAGACAGUAUUCUUCCACAAGGAGGUGUGUGAGUCAGCAGAGGACGCUGUCUUAGACUUGAUAGACUACUGCCACCGAAAACUGACUCUACUGGUGGCCCGGAGUAGCCGUGGUGGCCCUCCUGAAGAGGAGGAGUGCCAGUCCAGCACCCCCAUGCAGGAGCUGCAGAAGCAGGCAGAGCUGAUGGAGUUUGAGAUCGCAUCGAAGGCCCUCUCAGUGCUGCGCUACAUUACAGACUGUGUGGACAGCCUUUCCUUGAGCACCUUGAACCGCAUGCUCAGUACCCACAACUUGCCCUGCCUCCUGGUUGAACUGCUGGAGCACAAUCCGUGGAGCCGGCGGGAAGGAGGCAAGCUGCAGCAAUUUGAGGGUGGCCGUUGGCAGACAGUGGCCCCCUCAGAGCAGCAAAAGCUGAGCAAGUUGGAUGGGCAGGUGUGGAUUGCCCUGUACAACCUGCUACUGAGCCACGAAGCCCAGGCCCGCUACUGCUUCACCAGCUUUGCCAAGGGACAGCUACUCAAGCUUCAGGCCUUCCUCACAGACACACUGGUCGACCAGCUUCCCAACCUGGCAGGCCUGCAGGGCUUCCUGGCCCACCUGGCCCUGACUGAAACCCAGCCCCCUAAGAAGGACCUGGUGUUGGAACAGAUCCCAGAAAUCUGGGAGCGGCUAGAGAGAGAGAACAGAGGCAAGUGGCAAGCUAUUGCCAAGUACCAGCUGCGGCAUGUAUUCAGCCCCUCAGAGCAAGACCUGCAGCUGCAGGCACGAAGAUGGGCUGAGACCUACAGGCUGGACGUGCUAGAGGCAAUAGCUCCAGAGCGGCCCCGCUGUGCCUACUGCAGUGCAGAGGCCUCCAAACGCUGCUCGCGAUGCCAGAAUGAAUGGUAUUGCUGCAGGGAGUGCCAAGUCAAGCACUGGGAGAAGCAUGGAAAGGCUUGUGUCUUGGCAGCCCAAGGUGACAGAGCCAAGUGA